AUGGCACCCCGCAAGCAGCGAGCGAACUCACCGGAGUUUCCCAUCCUAGAAUCCAAUGGCCUGUAUGCCAGCAAUAUAAGGGGUGAUGGCAACUGCCUGUUCAAUGCUCUCUCUGAUCAGCUCUACGGUAAUCAAGAGAUGCACGCAUCCCUUCGAGAGGCCACCAUUGAGCACAUGCGGGAUAAUUCAGAAUUCUACCGUCAAUAUAUGGCUGUCAACAAUCUACGGAGAAACCCCAAACGCACCACCACCUCUGCCCAGACGACACGCAUCGACACCACAUACUAUACAGAAGAACAGCUACAACAGCAGUUCGAAGAGCAUGUUGAGAAGAUGGGCCAGCCUGGUGAAUGGGCGGACAACAUGGAGGUCUCGGCGUUUGCCUCAGCUCUCAAUGUGCACGUUCGCCUCUGGCAGGCUGACUAUACCUACGUGUUCUCACCACGACUAUAUUACUCGCAAAACGACGACCUGAGCGCUGAAGAUGAUAGGAGGACAUUGCACAUUGCCUAUCAUACUUGGGAGCAUUACUCCUCAGUACGCAACACCGCAGGGCCUCACGUCGGCGAGCCUAACGUAAAGUUCAACGCAGAAGGACUUUCGAAGAAACGGCCAAGUCCUAGCGUAGAUGGCGAACACGACGACCAAGCCUCGCGGACACGAAAACGCCGUUCACCCCUACACCUCUUCGACUCCGAUUCUACACCUGAAGGCAGCGAGACUUCGUCAGACGAGUCGAGUGGCGUCAUGUCGAGCUUUCAGCAAACACAGCUCGACCUUCCACCAGUGCCAGUGGCGAGGGCUCCAAAGCUGACACUCAAGCUUCGGUGCCUGAGGACAACUGACCCUACACCCUCACCCGCACAAACUCGGUCGUCCACGCCAGCUCCUCUCACCCCUGCAUCAACCGGUACGACACCUGUGCCUUCACAAAUACCGAUAAGCACAGCAGCAACAGCUCCGUCCGCCCCUCAGGCUACAGCUAAGACGCCUUUGUGCAUACAACUACUCACACCCACCGCAACUCCAGCCUUAGAAACGGCUUCGAGUACAUCCACAGUAACAUCAUAG
Messenger RNA from Macroventuria anomochaeta, 1071 nucleotides. Its product is annotated as cysteine proteinase. The transcript has 3 exons. Gene Ontology annotation, biological process: protein deubiquitination. NCBI's taxonomy places the organism in Eukaryota, Fungi, Ascomycota, Dothideomycetes, Pleosporales, Didymellaceae. Bases 1 to 1071 code for a protein of 356 amino acids. The record is from RefSeq and is a predicted model, not a curated record. Gene Ontology annotation, molecular function: cysteine-type deubiquitinase activity.